AUUUGUUCUUUCAAUCCCUUUUUCAACUCUCAAACUCGGUCCGAUUUCAAAAUCGUCCACUUCAACAUCUCUCCCAAAGAUACUAUUAAAAAUACAACAUGAACCUCCUCCACUUCAUCAGCAACAUGCUUCUGCUCGCCAUCACAGUUCUCCUCAACUGCGAUUCCGUCCUCGCACUUCCCUCUUCAGGAGUUUCUCUCAACCAACAGGAUGAUAUCACCACUACUCCCAAUCCACUUUCAACUGUCUUCAACAAGCGUGACAUAACUGACGUCAACUGCCUCGCCCAAACCGGACAAAGAACUUGGAAGCUUGCCCCUCUCGGCCCUAUCCUGUCAGGAAUCAAAUAUCUUCGAAAUAUCGAAGGAGGUUUCGGAAUCUGUACUGUUGCAAAAACUUCUUGUACGCGUAUUAGCUGCAACAAUGAUGCUGCGAUUUACUGGUGCAACAACAAUAACUUCGAGCUCCGCAAGUAUUACUUCAUGCUCGCCGACUAUGCGCAAGCACUUGUUGACAAAUGCACGGUUGUCGAUGUUGCUGGCAAGGGAAGCCUUAGGAAACGUGUUGGUGGUCAGGCAUGGGAUAGAAUUAACUGGAACGUUUUCAUUAGAGCUGAGAGCUGCUAGGUGUUUGUUGGUUCUGCUCUACCAUUUCAAGCUUUGGCUGGCUGUCGGGGGCAGAUUAGCUGAGUGUUGUGAGAGGUCGGAGUGGGUAUUGAUGGCAGGAUCUUCUCGCAGAAUUAUGCACUUCUGAUAGAAACUUUGGUUUCUGCUGGCAUUGGGCUUGAGGCAGUGAUGUCAUUUUUGCAAGCAAUAAAACUC
Messenger RNA from Cadophora gregata, 821 nucleotides. RefSeq lists its product as uncharacterized. NCBI's taxonomy places the organism in Eukaryota, Fungi, Ascomycota, Leotiomycetes, Helotiales, Ploettnerulaceae. The record is from RefSeq and is a predicted model, not a curated record. The coding region runs from base 99 to 626 and encodes 175 amino acids. The transcript has 3 exons.